Podarcis lilfordi (Lilford's wall lizard) is the source of this 10575-nucleotide messenger RNA. The record is from the annotation of a GenBank genome assembly. Lineage: Eukaryota; Metazoa; Chordata; Lepidosauria; Squamata; Lacertidae.
AUGAAGAACAAGGGAGACCACAAUGAAAUCCACACAGUGGAGGAUCCAUAUCAGGAUUCAGACUGUGGAGAGAGCUUCAGUCAGAGCUUCCAUUCCAUUUCCCAUCAAAGAAAUCCCCUUGAGAAGAAACACUACCACUGCUUGGAGUGUGGAAAGAGCUUCAGUAACAGCAACGAUCUCACUUCCCAUCGUAGAAUUCAUACAGGGGAGAAACCCUAUCAGUGCGUGGAAUGUGGAAAGAGCUUCAAUCAGAGCUCCCAACUCACUUCCCAUCAAAGGAUUCAUACAGGGGAGAAACCCUAUCAGUGCUUGGAAUGUGGAAAGCGCUUCACCAGGAAAGAAAGUCUGACUUCCCAUCAAAGAAUUCAUACAGGGGAGAAACCCUAUCAGUGCGUAGAAUGUACAAAGAGCUUCAAUCGGAGGGACCUUCUCACUUCCCAUCAAAGGAUUCAUACAGGGGAGAAACCCUAUCACUGCUUGGAGUGUGGAAAGAGCUUCCGUCAGAGCUUCCAACUCAUUUCCCAUCAAAGGAUUCAUACAGGGGAGAAACCCUAUCACUGCUUGGAGUGUGGAAAGAGCUUCCGUCAGAGCUCCCAAAUCACUUCCCAUCAAAGGAUUCAUACAGGGGAGAAACCCUAUCACUGCUUGGAGUGUGGAAAGAACUUCAGUCAAAGCCACGAUCUCACUUCCCAUCAAAUGAUUCAUACAGGGGAGAAACCCUAUCAGUGCUUGGAGUGUGGAAAGAGCUUCACUCAGAGGGACCAUCUCACUUCCCAUCAAAGGAUUCAUACAGGGGAGAAACCCUAUCACUGCUUGGAGUGUGGAAAGAGCUUCAGUCAGAGCUCCCAUCUCACUGCACAUCAAAGAAUUCAUACAGGGGAAAAACCCUUUCAGUGCGUGGAAUGUGGAAAGAGCUUCACUCGGAGUGCCAAUCUCACUUCCCAUCAAAGGAUUCAUACAGGGGAGAAACCCUAUCACUGCUUGGAGUGUGGAAAGAGCUUCAGUCAGGGCUCCCAUCUCACUGCACAUCAAAGAAUUCAUACAGGGGAAAAACCCUUUCAGUGCGUGGAAUGUGGAAAGAGCUUCACUCGGAGUGCCAAUCUCACUUCCCAUCAAAGCAUUCAUACAGGGGAGAAACCCUAUCAGUGCGUGGAAUGCGGAAAGAGCUUCAAUCAAAGGGCCAUGCUCACUUCCCAUCAAAGGAUUCAUACAGGGGAGAAACCCUAUCAGUGCUUGGAAUGUGAAAAGAGCUUCAUUGACAGACGCUAUCUCAUUGCCCACCAGAGAAUUCAUACAGGGGAGAAACCCUACCAGUGCGUGGAAUGUGGGAAGAGAUUCAGAAAUUGCUCAGAUCUCACUUCCCAUCAAAUGAUUCAUACAGGGGAGAAACCCUAUCAGUGCGUGGAAUGCGGAAAGAGCUUCAGUCAAAGCAACAAUCUCAUUUCCCAUCAGAGAAUUCACACAGGGUAGAAACUAUUUCAGUGCCAAGAGUGUGAUCGGAGGGAUUUAUGAAAGUCUGGUCUCAUUUUUAAAGUUCUUUUAAAAAAUAGAAUUGGAGCUUCUGGGAUAUCUUGAUUUAUUGCUCAGAUAAGCGUCCGGCACGCUUCCCCCAUUGCGUAGGCCUCUGCAUUCCAAAGGGCACAUUCCGAUACUUCUGAGCAUAGCAGAGUUCGUCAGCGGCUAGAGGAAGCCAAAACACUCCAGUGCAUUCUUCAGUGUGCUUAAAUGAAGUCCACUCAGGAUAUUAGCAGCUAAAAGCAGCUUUAUUUACAGCAGGCUAUCCAUUAUCUAUCACAGCGAACAGCAUCGCGAAAACACGUCCUCUCUCCUCAAAAGCGAAAGUAGAGAGACAGAACAAAGACUUUAGUCUCUCGGAACUGACGUAGCUUUUCCCCCCUCCCACUUGUAGGCAGAGCGUACACUCUGAGCUGUUUAACCCUGUAAGCUCAGGUUUUCCUCACACCCCCUCUCGCUCUGCGCUACUGUGGGGACAGUAAGUACAGAACUUACCCCCAACUCCAAACCACCACAAAACUCCCCAUGACGCUGGAAGCUUAAAGGUUUGGUAAAUCCAUCGGCCAGGUUACUGUGACUGGCACAGUACUUCAGUCGUAUCAAACCUGACUGAACACUCUGACACACAUUUCGGAAACGUAUGUCCAAAUGCUUGGUUCUCGCUUUAAAUUGCGCAGAUUCAGCCAACUUCAAACAAGGCUGAUUGUCUUCCCAAACCGUGAUGGGCAAGCUACAAUCCCCAUAGAUCUCUUGCACCAAGCAUCUAUAGAACUCUAGUUCUCGGCACAAGUCUGACAGUGCACUGAAUUCAGCCUCAGUAGAAGACAGCGCAAUGAGACUUUGCUUCCGGGACUUCCACCCAACUAGUGACUUCCCAAACUUUAUCACCAACCCAGACACAGACUUGCGGUCCUGCAAAUUCGCCCAAUCACUGUCCGCAUAGCAUGUGAGCUUCGCCUCACCUUCAGCUGGCAGCUUAAGACAGAAGUCUUUGGUAUGCUGCAGGUAGCGCAGUACCCGCUUGAUACCGUGCCAAGCACUCACACUGGGCUUUGACGCUUCCCUACUUAGCAGGUUGGUAGCAAAGGCAAUGUCUGGUCUGCUCCAUUGGGACAGAUACAACAGACUACCUAGAGCUGACUGAAAGAGCUCAGCAUUCUCAAACUCAGCACUCUCUGCUUGCUGGCUAUCUUUCACGAAGUUCGUCUCCAUGGGUGUCCGAACUCCUGCACAAUCGGACAUUCUGAACUUCUCCAGCAACUGCUCAAUCUUGCCUUUCUGACUGAGCAAGAAGCUACCAUCCUCAGUUCUCGCUAUCUGGACGCCUAGGUAGAUCUUUACUGCACCCAGGUUCUUGAGCUGAAACCGUUUCCCAAGCUCUUUGGCAAACUUCUGCACCUGUUUGUCUGCCUUUCCAACAUGGAUGAUGUCAUCAACAUAAAACAACACCAGUUCCUGUGAGUCUCCUGAUCCUCUAAGGAACAGGCAACUGUCAGCAAGACUCUUCCUGAAACCUAGCUUCUCCAAAGCUUCAUUCAGGCACAAGUUCCAAUUCCUGGCCGACUGCUUCAGGCCGUAAAUUGACUUGUGAAGUUUCCACACAGUACCUCGCUCAUUGCCCUCAAACCCAGGAGGAGGAAGCAUGUACAGAUCCUCCUGGAGGUCUGAGUUCAAGUAAGCAACAUCCACAUCAAAGUGAUGCACCAGCAAACCUCUUUGUGCAGCGAUGGCCAAAACCAAGCGUAGAGACUCACUCCUACACGUGGGCGCAUAACUCUCCGUAUAAUGCAACCCCCCUUUGCUGCGUGAAUCCUCUCGCCACUAAUCUGGCCUUAUACUGCGGUUCUCCUGUCGCUGUGGGCUUAAGACGGUAAACCCAGCGACUACCCACUGCCUUUUCACCCACCGGCAACUUCGUGAGGGAGAACACACCUAGAGACUCCAUUGAGUUCAUCUCCUUCUGCAUCGCCUCAUGCCAUUUCCUGGCUUCUUCCUGAGGCAGUUUCUGAACAUCCUCAAAACUCUCGGGUUCACACUGUGCCAUUCCGACCCACACACUAGUGACGGCAAACCUUUCAGGAGGUUUCCCCUUGGUCGUCCUUGCUGAACGGCGCAGCACUACUUCAGGAACCCCCUCUGACCCACUAGGGCCAGCCAGAACGUCCUUGGCAUCAGAGAGCUCCCCCUCUGACUUACUGCGCCUUCUGGACUUCUCAGCCGAACCUGUGGGGGAAGAUGGAGCACUGCGUUGCUCACUCUUCACAGCCUUGGGAGAAGUUCUCCCCUCUGCCUGCACUGGGUCUGGACUCUGAACCUCAGCAGCAGGUUCAACCUCUUCCUCUCCUUCAUCAGCAGAGUCUAGCAGACUCUCUGACAGGAUGUCAGGGUUCCCAUGUAUCCUUGCCCAGCCACUCUGCUCACAGAAUUCAGCACUGUUGCUGAGCAGAAUCCUGGACUGAUUCCCUGACGGAUACGCAAACCUCCACCCCUUGGUCCCUGGCUCAUACCCACAAAAAUCAUCUUCUGGGACCUGGGUUCACCUUUCUUGCGUUUGGCCUUUGGUAUGAGGACCCAAGCCUCACAGCCAAAAACGCGGAAGUAGUGCACUUUCGGUUUCUUGCCAUGAAGCAAAAAAUACGGUGUGUCACCUACCACUGAAUUGAACGACCUGUUCAGAACAAAGUUGGCCGUUCUCCAAGCCUCCCCCCAAAAACGCUGUGGGAGCCCGGCAUCAAACAAAAGAGCUGCGGACAUCUCCCCUAGAGUCCUGUUCCUGCGUUCCGCGAUCCCAUUCUGUUGGGGACUGUGUGGAGAGGUCAACCUGUGUUGAAUCCCCUUUUUGCGGAAGAAACUUUGCAGUGCAGACCCGGUGAACUCCCCACCGCGAUCGCUCUGAAAGUUUUGCACCCGUGUGGAAAACUGCAGUUCCACAGCCGCAAUCCAGUCUUUGAUUAGCGGCGCAGCUUCAUCUUUGCGCCGAAGCAAAAAACUCCAAGAAUUCCUAGUAUGGUCAUCAGUCAGAACCAGCGAAUAUUUGGCUCCGCCCAAACUGCUCACAGAAAACGGUCCACACAAAUCUGCAUGAAUUAAUUGAAAAGCCCUAGUGGUCACCCUCUCAGACCUAGGGUAUGUGCACGUUUUCACCUUGGCGGACUUGCACGCUCUGCAAUCUAGAAACUUAGCACAUGGUUUCAUUUUGCACCCUUGCGUAUACUCUGGGAUCCUUCUCACCGACCCCCACGAAACGUGUGACAUACGUCUGUGCCAGAGAUGGGCACACGCAUCAUGAACUGGAACAUUGGCACACUGCGCUUGAGCCUCCUCCGUGUCAUCCGUGUCAUCUGGACCUGCAAAAGAAGCAUUUAUCACAAACAACCUGUCUUUGCAUUCAACACUGACUAGGUGCUGUCCAUUCUUGGAAAUAGAACACUUAUUGUUCUCAAAACACACUCUGUAGUUCUCAGCAAGAAGUGCACUGACAGACAGCAACGCGCAGGACAGUCCUGGAACAACAAAAGCCUGUAUUGAGUCCUGCAAGAAAGAACAAAACAGUGAGCCACUCUGCGUGAGUGGGUGUCGAGUCCCAUCUGCUAAACAGACAGUCUUCCCAGAUUUUACAGAGGUGCAGUUCUCCAGGAAUCCACCAGAUGGCACAAGAUGAUGCGAUGAUCCUGAGUCUACCACAAAAGCCAGCUCAGCAUCCUGUUGACAACUUUUGACUACAGCCAUAGAGGCAGCCAAAUGUUUACGUUCAGUGUCUCUGCCAGCUGCCUUCGGCUUGCCUUUCCCACGCUUUGAAGACGAGCUCUUUAUCUGGUUGCUACGGGAGACGGCCUUGGGCUGUUCCUCCACUGGACAUUCUCUCACCAGAUGGGAGGGGGAGCCACAGCGAUAACAGCGGCGACGCGUAGCAACAGCUCUCACAGCUCCUUCUUCAGCCAUUUCUUUGUUCCCUGCACCCCCACCUUUGGGUGCACAGCCUGGGCCUGCACGCUCCCCAGCACUCUGGUUGUAGGCCUCAACAUCACACGGCCCCUCGGAGACAAAGCAGCUACUCCCAGCUGUAACUUUAGGAACAUGGCCAGCAGCCCCCUCUGGGCUCUCAGCUUCCUCCCUGCUCUCGGCUUCCUCCCGGCCCUGGGCUCCUGCUGAGUUCUCACACAGACUCCUCAGCACCUGCCAGGCGGCCUGAGCCGACUCAAUGCCCUCCAGGUGGGGCAACAGGAUAGCGUCCACGCUUGCUCUCAACAUGCAGAGCUCCCUUUGCAUUCUCAGCUCUCUAUCUUCCAGGAGUGCAGCCUCCAGUUCUGCUCCUCCAUCUUCAGCAGCAACUGGCAUGGGUGGGGCUGGCUCCUUCUGGGCUAUACUCCAGAACCCAGUGGCCAAAAACCACCCCCUGACUCUUCUAACCCAGAUAUCCCAGGACUGGGUUGUGAGCUUUUCAAACGGGACAUCAUAAAAGUCCUGGAGCUCAGCCAUCUCCUCCCCCAGUGCUCCCAUCAUUGGGGGCUUUGAAGUACUCACGCGUACCAGCCAGCUUCAAAGGAGAGGCCUCCAGUGGCUCCUUGCAGCACACAGCUUGCAUCCAGCUUUGCAGCACACAGCUUGCCUGCUUUUCUCCCAGGCAAAGCCUCAAAGCAGGACUUUUGCAUUCCGGCAGCAAAACAACAGCUUCUCAGUUUCCAGCCUUCUUAAGCACACAGCACAUCAAAGGCAGGCUUCCUCUAAUUGCAAUUACUGCCUCCAUAACCUCUGGGAUAUCUUGAUUUAUUGCUCAGAUAAGCGUCCGGCACGCUCCCCCAUUGCGUAGGCCUCUGCAUUCCAAAGGGCACAUUCCGAUACUUCUGAGCAUAGCAGAGUUCGUCAGCGGCUAGAGGAAGCCAAAACACUCCAGUGCAUUCUUCAGUGUGCUUAAAUGAAGUCCACUCAGGAUAUUAGCAGCUAAAAGCAGCUUUAUUUACAGCAGGCUAUCCAUUAUCUAUCACAGCGAACAGCAUCGCGAAAACACGUCCUCUCUCCUCAAAAGCGAAAGUAGAGAGACAGAACAAAGACUUUAGUCUCUCGGAACUGACGUAGCUUUUCCCCCCUCCCACUUGUAGGCAGAGCGUACACUCUGAGCUGUUUAACCCUGUAAGCUCAGGUUUUCCUCACACGAGCUCUUAAAAGGACUGGCUGAAAAAGCUAAAAUCAAGACAGGUUUGGAGAAGUUCGUUUCUCUUUGAAGGAAAAUAUUUCUUCUACUCUGAGCCACUUAAAGAGAAUUGAAUUCCUGCAAGACAACCACUCUUAUCUGGACAUCUAAAUUGCUAUGUCCUCUUUCUUUUUUCUGUUUUAUGGUUCCUCUCUUAAAGUAAUUAUUUGGUUUAUUUGUUUAAUUCGAAUCUUAAUUUAAGAAAUUGGAUUUUAUGUUAAACAUCUUAUGUGUGUUGGGUAUCAGGCUGGAUGGAAGAGGGAGGGCUGGAAAAAUGCAGGAAACAGGAUCUCUUGGGAAAGAGUUAUUCUGUGACCUUGACAAACUGAUAAGGUGCCGCUGGAAAAUAGGCUGCUUUGAAAACAAGGGAGAGGGAGAUUUUGAAUAUGGCAGUUCAAAAACAGUUUACACCAGGCCUGUGUUAAAUUUGGAGAAGCUAUUAGCCCGAAUUGAUAAAAAUAAUGAAAUGGAGACAAAUUUGACCACUAAAGUAGAGACACUGACAAAGAAAACAGAAGCACUAGAUGUCUCCAUGAAAGGAAAGGAGGAGAAGUCUGAAAAGCUGGAAGACAAAAAAUGGAAAUCAGAACAGGAGAUGCUUAGGAUUGAUGUGGACGGUUUGGGUGGAAGAUAAGAGGCAAUUGCGGGCGCUUUGGCGGUUCUUGAGAUGAGACAGAAAGCCCAGCCUCUGAGACGGAGAGGAGGGAGGAGAGCAGGAUUUUAGCAAAGGUUUGAGCGGAGAGGCUGGGAGUGGAAGAGGAAUUCAUGGAAGAGGCGCCACCCUCCUCACAGCCGGUGGGGUGGCUUUUGGGUAGAAAACCAAUGUGAAUAAAUCCCCCCAGUGCCACCCCCUGGCCGGUCUUCCUGUCUCCCUCUCCCUGUGCUCCCACCCUGCCCAAAUCAAAGUCCCAGCCAGCAGCUGCCCCCCAGGCCUUCCUCCACCCAUCUUGGGGCCUCAAGGCAUGCGGGCAAGUAGGAUCCUAGAAUGCAACAACUGAUUGGCCUGCAGGAAAAGACCAAUCAGGCUCCAGUGGGGAAGCAGAAUCUGUUAGGAUAUUUCCGUUCCUCCUUAAGAAAGGGAACAGGCUGUUUUGCGUCACAUGCCUGUUUACUUCCUGCUCACUGGGAGUUUCCGUUUUGUAUAUAGCUUUUGUUCUGGCUGUUUUCCUUGACAUGAAUGCAGUCAUGUUUUUCCUUUGUUCUGACCAACAUUGAAUAAAGCUGUAAAUAUGCUCUCCUGGGUGAAUCUUCCGUUGUGGAAACUCUGCGAGAAGGGCGUGCAUGAGUCUUGGAAUGCGUCUGAGGGUCGUGUCGCUAAGUGACUGAUGCUGUUCCAACGGGAGACCGGAGAUCGUCUGGAGACGACAUGGAGGCCUGAUGCCUCUGUCUCCCUGGCAGCAUCCCAACAGAAACAGCCAAUCAGAUGGGACUCAUUGUGUAAAUAAUGUAUAUAAAAGCCUGAGGUUUGGGGGGGCAAUUAAAUCACUGUUUUACAAACUGCAAUAAAGAGCAUGAAAUCACUACAGGACUCUGAAUAUAUUUCACUGGCAAUGAAGGUGGGAUCCUGCUGAGCUGUCUGCCGCGCAAAGCACACAGCUGCCAAGGCAACACAGCAUCACAUCGCGCAUCCAGGCUACAGCUCCAGGACCCAAGGACCCAGAAUGGCGACAGACAACCGCUUCAUGCCGUUCAGCCCAGCCUCAGGAGACUGGGAAGGAUACGCCACCCGCUUCCAGUUCCUCCUGGAGGCAAAGGACGUCAUGAGACACAGCCAAGAAGAGGGCAACCUUCUUCAGCAUCUGUGGAGAAGAAACGUUCAAGAUCGCCUGAGCCCUCCUUGCUCCCACAAAUAUUGCGACACGAUAAUAGAACGGCUGAAGGGGCACUUCUCGCAACAACCCUCAGGGGUAGCGUGUCAAAAUGCCUUCUAGGCAAAGCGGCAGGUCUCCGGAGAAACCAUAACCAGGAAUGUGACCUCCCUCUGCCAGGCUGCUCGGCUCUGCAACGUCACAGAGCUGGAGAACAUGCUUGGCGACUGCCUCGUGGGCGGCCUGAGGGACGAGAAGCUGCAGUGGCGCCUCUACGCCAAGAAGGACCUGACGUUCCAGGCUGCCCUAGAGGAGGCUUUAGCAACUGAAGCUGCCGAGAGGUCAGCGCAAGGAUUCCAGUCAAACAUGUCGUCCCAACCUAGGAUCCACCAUGAGGACCUCACCGACGACUCAGAAUCCGACCGGGAGGACAUGCACUGAGUGCAGCAGCGCACAUAAGCUGCAUGCCCACCACGACAGCUUCGUCCGGAAGACGGGAACUGUGCAAGUUGCGGGGAGAGCCACGAGCAGAGGAUUUGCCAUUUCCCAACGCAGAAUGCCGACAAUGCAGAAAAGUGGGACACAUCGCCCGGGUGUGCCGUGACUGCCCUGCCCGACGCCUCGAACCAGAUGGCCCACCCAAGAGUCCCAGGCCCUGUGGUCUGACACACCAAGGCAACUCAACGGAGAUCACAGACUGUCAGGUAUAUCAGCUGCCUCAUUCUAAUGCGGACAAAAUUUACAUCGAGGCACAGAUAGAGGCAGCCCCGUGCCGCCUGGAGCUUGAUACAGGCUCAGCCCUGUCCAUAAUCUUGGCAUGGACAUUAAGGAAUUGUGUCCCAGUGGCGGCUCCAAGUUUGGCCAGCCCCAUUCACCCUCCGAGAGACUUCCACAAACGCAAGGUCCCCACGAUGGGGGUGGGAACCUUCAAUGUACAAUAUCGAGGGCGGAAGAGGCGGUUGGAGUUGAUCGUGGUCAAGGGGUGCUACGUUAGCUUACUGGGGUUGGUGUGGUUUGGGCCACUGGGGCUAGCCAUCACCGGGGUGAACCGCACCAGCUCCCAUGUGGACGUGGACGCCAUGUGCAAAGAGUUUCCAGAGCUUUUUGAUGGGGCAUUGGGGUGAUAUACUGCCCUGCCCCUCCGUUGGCCUACAACUAGACCCCGCCAUACGACCCAUCAAGUUCAAGGCCCGCCAGGUCCCGUUCGCCCUCAAAACCCCGCAUUGGCGAGGAAUUAGACUGGCUUGUGGAGCAAGGAGUGCUCUAGCCCGUGCCUAAUGCCCCCGAGAAACCCCAAUCAUCACACCCGUCAAGCCCAAUGGCUCAAUCCACAUCUGUGUAGACUACAAACGUAACAUAAAGAAGGCCCUUACGGCUCAUGCAUACCCGGUGCCAAUGGUCAGCCAUGUCCUCACCACCCUGGUGGAGUCUUAAAGUCCACCUGAUCAGGGACAAGGUGAGGGCUAUAUGCGAUGCCCCUGCACCUAAUGGUAAGGCAGAACUCCAAGCCUUCUUGGCACUAUUGAACUUCCGGAUGAUUCCUGGGGGGAAACUGCAAGGAGGGGUGGGCAGAGGAAUCCCAAGGGGAUAGCAGAAGGGUGAGGCCCAUAGAGCAGGAGGAGCAGGAAAGGGAGGCAGAAUUAGGAAGUCCAGAAGUGACCGAGGCUGAGCAGCGUCCAACCCAACGAUCCCAUCACAGCCGGCAGCCCUGGAACAAGAGCCAGAACCAGGAACCCCUACUGAGAGACACCCAAGACCACAAGGCAUACAUAGGUGACCGGCAUACCUCAACGACUACGAAUGCUAACCUUCUGGGCGCAACGGGAACUUAGAGGGGAGGGGGGUUAUGUACUAAGCUUGGAUUCUUGAACAAUAGGCAAGUAGAAUCCUAGAAUGCAACAACUGAUUGGCCUGCAGGAAAAGACCAAUCAGGCUCCAGGAGGGAAGCAGAAUCAGCCAAUCAGACGGGACUGAUUGUGUAAAUAAUGUAUAUAAAAGCCUGAGGUUUGGGGGGCAAUUAAAUCACUGUUUUACAAGCUGCAAUAAAGAGCAUGAAGUCAC